Drosophila grimshawi is the source of this 838-nucleotide messenger RNA. It is a transcript of the gene MED8, whose product is annotated as mediator of RNA polymerase II transcription subunit 8. Gene Ontology annotation, cellular component: core mediator complex; mediator complex. The transcript has a single exon. Gene Ontology annotation, molecular function: transcription coregulator activity; RNA polymerase II cis-regulatory region sequence-specific DNA binding. The record is from RefSeq and is a predicted model, not a curated record. Lineage: Eukaryota; Metazoa; Arthropoda; Insecta; Diptera; Drosophilidae. Gene Ontology annotation, biological process: regulation of transcription by RNA polymerase II. The coding region runs from base 68 to 838 and encodes 256 amino acids.
AGACAGCUGGAGAUGCAGUUGGCAUUUGUUAAAACUGAUUUAAACAAAGUAAAUUUACCAAAAAAAAAUGCAGCGCGAGGAGAAGCACUUUGAAAUGACGCUGGAUGCGGUUGUGCAGCGUCUAAAUGAUUUAAAAUUGGCAGUGCUUUCGAUGAUACAGAAACUGGAAAUGGAAUACAUGGAUAUCAAUUGGCCAACGUUCCUCGAUAACUUUGCCAUCAUCUCCAGCCAUUUAACCGGUUUGACCAAAAUCCUGGCGAAGGAGCAGUGUCCGCCGCUGCGUAAUCGCACCGUGCUGCCCCUGCUCGUGGCCAUGGAUCGGGACGAGACGUUGGUCAACAUCACUGAGGGACGUGUGCCUGUUUUCUCGCACGACAUUGUGCCCGACUAUCUGCGCACCCGACCCGAUCCAAUAACGGAAACGAAGAUGCAACAGAACGAACAGAAAGCGGCGAAUCUCACCAACGAUGCGGCUAUGAAGCAGGUGACACAGUACAACAAGGUCGUCUCCCAUGUGCUCGAGAUGGUGAGCAAGGCCCGCGAAGAGUGGGAAAUUGAGUCCAGCUCUCGCACAGGCAUUCAGCAAACGAGCAGCAUGACGGACACACAGCUGCUGGUGGCUGCCGUUGGCAUGGGCAAGGGCCUGCAAUUUAAGACGUAUGGUCCCGGCCCUGGUGGACCGGGCAUGAUGGUGCCGCCAUCGAUACGGGGACAAACACCACCGAUGGGCGGUCCGUCUAUGAGUCCCGGCAACGUGCAACAGCAGUUGGGCAAAGCGCCGUCGGCGGUGAAGACCAACAUAAAGUCAGCGAAUCAGGUGCAUCCCUUCUCUCGGUAG